AUGGCAAGGCCGAAGAAGGUUGCUUAUAUUCCUAAUAGUGCUGCAAGGAGAGCAACUUUCAAAAAACGAAGAAUGGACUUGUUGAAGAAAGUCAGUGAAAUUAGUAAUUUAUGUGAUGUUGAUGCUUGCGCAAUUGUGUAUGAACCAGACAAUCCACUACCAAAAGUAUGGCCAGCGAACCCUGAAGCACAUCGUGUGCUCAUGAGGUUCAAGGGCUUGCCAGAGAGAGAUCAGUUAGACAAUGAUCAAGAGAGUUCCGAAGAAAACCAGAUGGGGAUGACAACAGAACGUUCCAUAAAUCAGCAACUAGAAGAUCAUUAUAUGAAACUUCGUCGGAUGUUUAAUCGUGCCUUGGAUGGUGAGAGUUCUAUACCUGAACCUGAUAUUCAUCCUGUUGAUUUAAUCGAUUUCGCCUGGUUGCUUGAUGAAAAGCACAAAGAAGUUAUACUAAAAUUGUUAAAUCUCCAGAAAGCUACUGCAAUCAGCGGUAGCGAGGGUAAUACUAUUGUUAUCCCUAGCCCUAGUUAUUCUGUUGAUACUAACGUUAAUUGGUGUACUUGA
Papaver somniferum (opium poppy) is the source of this 561-nucleotide messenger RNA. Its product is annotated as agamous-like MADS-box protein AGL80. The record is from RefSeq and is a predicted model, not a curated record. Gene Ontology annotation, molecular function: RNA polymerase II cis-regulatory region sequence-specific DNA binding; protein dimerization activity; DNA-binding transcription factor activity, RNA polymerase II-specific. Gene Ontology annotation, biological process: positive regulation of transcription by RNA polymerase II. Bases 1 to 561 code for a protein of 186 amino acids. The transcript has a single exon. NCBI's taxonomy places the organism in Eukaryota, Viridiplantae, Streptophyta, Magnoliopsida, Ranunculales, Papaveraceae.